GCAAAAGUAUUGUGCCUGGUGAGAAGACCAAGGCAUUGGUUCUUCAUGUGGAUGCCCUCACAUCCAGGAUAUACGUUUCACUUCAGGAAGAACUGUUAAAGCGAAGAGCCAAGCAACGACUCAUGCAGAACUCCCAGCACUCUGCCAUCGUUCAGCACGUAGCAGAAGAGUUUGCCAUCGUGUCUUUGUUGGAAACAGGGCAGCUGGCAGCUGUCCCCAUAGCCUCUCAUCUCAAUGACACCUUCCGCUUUGACUCAGAAAAACUAAAGGUGGGACAAACAAUCUGUGCAACCAUAAAAGUUAGGAAGGUGAAUGACCAUGGAGUCUUGUUAGCAGUGCGAGGCCCAGCAAAGAAGAAUGUUUUUGUAAGGGUCCGGAACGAAUCUGAGACGGCAUUAGAAGAGAUGCUUGCUGCUGUGAAACACUCGCUUUCCCUGGGGGAUAUUGUUACCGGUACUGUUAAAUCUGUCAAACCAACCCAUGUCACUGUUGCUAUAGACGACAAGCUGACAGGUUCAAUCCAUGCAUCCCGGAUUCUGGAUGAAGUAUCCAUAGGCUCUUUUCCAACGUUUACUCUGAAAGCUGGACAGAAGGUGACAGCCCGAGUCAUUGGAGGCAGAGAUGUGAAUACUCACAGGUGCCUGCCCAUCACCCAUCCACACUUCAAGCGGUCCAUUCCAGAGCUCAGCAUUCGCCCAAGUGAAAUAGAAGGGGAAGUCACAACAAUGCUGAACCUUGAAGAAGACGAUGCCCUCAAGAAACUUGGACUCUACAGUGUUGGACAGACAAUCACCUGUUUUGUGAAAAAGUACAACAUCCUCAAAAAUUGGCUGGAGGUAGAAGUCACCCCUGACAUUCGAGGAAGAGUUCCUCAUCUGCUGCUGUCUCUGAGCACCAAGGUCUUAAAACAUCCAGAAAAGAGCUUCAAAAAUGGCCAAGCAAUAUCAGCUACAGUGACUGGAACAGAUGUCACCAAAACAAACCUCUUCUUAUCACUCACAGGAAUUCAGUCACUGGAGCAGGGCACCAUCACUGUAGGCAUGGUAACAAAGGUGGCCCCACACAUUGGUUUGACCGUUGCGCUGCCAGGUAGGAAGACUGGCAAAAUCAGCAUCUUUCACCUGAAUGAUACUUAUGUGGAGAACCCGCUGGGUGACUUCAAAGUUGGCAAGAUUGUCAGGUGUUACAUCCUCUCCAAUGAGAAUGGCAAAAUCCAGUUAUCUCUCAGGCAGUCCCGGCUAAACCCAAAGAGCAACAGCAAAGUGGAAGAUGUUGAAAUAACAUGUAUUAAGGAUGUUAAAAAAGGCCAGCUAGUGAGGGGCUAUGUCAAAUCAGUCACUUCAUCAGGUGUAUUCUUUGGAUUGUCCACUUCUCUUUUGGGCCGAAUCCUGUUCCAGAAUGUUUCCCCUUACUUUGUACAGAAGCACUCCUUAUAUGAAAAGUACCUGCCGGAAGGAAAGCUGCUCACUGCCAAGGUGCUUGGUAUAAAUGGAAAAUCAAAACAUAUUGAGCUCUCUCUCCUGCCUGAGGACACCGGGAUGCCAAGCAUCUUGCCUGAAUCCCUAGGCCUGCCACGAUAUGAUACAGAAGAGAAAAGAGUGGCAGAUAAGAGGGAGAAGAGAGAAGAGCUUAAGCUGAAGACAAAACGGAGGAGAGGACGCUCUGAAAGUGAGCAGGAGGCAAAGCCAAAAAAACCAAAGCUCUGCCCAGCAGAUGAAAAUGACAGUGGAGUUGAGGUAUAUUACCGGGAGGAGGACGAGGAAGAUGACCAGGAGGAAGAGACAGCUAAAAAGAAAUCUAAGAUACGGAAACCUAGUGAAGCUCCCAGGUUGCAGGUUUCCAUGGGCUUCACCUGGGAUGAGGACUUGAAUGCAAUUGAUAUACCUGUGCUGAAUCAGAAGGGAGAGAGCUCGGAGAGCGAGGAGGAGGAUGAUCCGCAGUCGAAGCUGAAGAAACAAACAAAGAAGGAGAAGGAGCUAGAGAAGCAGAAGAAGGAGAAGGAGCUCUGCAAAUUGGAGGCAGCUCUGAUGGACCCCAAUCGCCAGCCCCAGUCAGCAGAUGACUUUGACCGCCUGGUGCUGAGCAGUCCCAACAGCUCCAUCCUCUGGCUACAAUACAUGGCUUUCCACCUCCAGGCUACCGAGAUUGAGAAGGCCAGAGCUGUGGCAGAGAGAGCACUUAAAACAAUCUGCUUCAGGGAAGAACAGGAGAAGCUGAAUGUCUGGGUAGCUCUGCUGAACUUGGAGAACAUGUAUGGUAGUGAGGAGACACUGAUGAAGGUCUUUGAGAGGGCUGUUCAGUACAACGAACCUCUGAAAGUCUUCCAGCAUCUCUGUGACAUCUAUGACAAUUCUGAGAAGUACAAGCAAGCAGAAGAAUUGUACCACACUAUGCUGAAGCGUUUCCGCCAGGAGAAGUCUGUGUGGCUGAAAUACGCCUCUUUCCUCCUGAAGCAAGGCCAGACUGAGGCUACGCACAGGCUUUUGGAGCGUGCUCUCAAGGCUUUGCCCACCAAAGAACAUGUGGAUGUAAUUUCAAGGUUUGCACAGCUGGAGUUCCGUUUUGGGGAUGCAGAACAUGCCAAGGCCCUCUUCGAGAGCAUCCUCAACAGCUAUCCCAAGCGGACAGACAUCUGGUCCAUCUACAUGGACAUCAUGAUCAAACAUGGCAGCCAGAAGGAAGUACGGGACAUCUUUGAGAGAGUCAUACACCUCAGCUUGGCACCAAAGAAGAUGAAAUUCUUCUUUAAGCGCUACCUGGAUUAUGAGAAGAAAUUUGGUACAUCAGAAACUGUCCUGGCUGUUAAAAGAGCAGCGCUUGAGUACGUCGAGACCAAGAGUUCCCUUGUUGACACCUGAGUACGGCACGAGUGAAAACAGAGAGACUCGGCUCUCCAUGCAGUGUGGGAACUGAGGGGUGUGGAGUUCCACCGUGAGUACCCAUGGACAGGGAGUUUCUGGAGACUGUUGCUCUAGUACCAAACCAGACUGGAAAGAACGAACAGUCUAAGAAAAAUAUUUGAUACGUGUUUGCAGCUUUGUCCAGAUGUUACAGAUAAUCCUAGGCUGUUGAUGACUUUGAAGACACGUUUUUAAAUACAGACUGUUUUAUAACCAA
This is a messenger RNA of Eurypyga helias (sunbittern), 3117 nucleotides long. It is a transcript of the gene PDCD11, whose product is annotated as programmed cell death 11. Lineage: Eukaryota; Metazoa; Chordata; Aves; Eurypygiformes; Eurypygidae. Gene Ontology annotation, biological process: rRNA processing. Gene Ontology annotation, molecular function: RNA binding; protein binding. The record is from RefSeq and is a predicted model, not a curated record. Gene Ontology annotation, cellular component: nucleolus; small-subunit processome; nucleus. The transcript is spliced from 18 exons. The annotation marks the transcript as partial.